Plasmodium gonderi is the source of this 864-nucleotide messenger RNA. RefSeq names its product variable surface protein. The record is from RefSeq and is a predicted model, not a curated record. The coding region runs from base 1 to 864 and encodes 287 amino acids. Lineage: Eukaryota; Apicomplexa; Aconoidasida; Haemosporida; Plasmodiidae. The transcript is spliced from 3 exons.
AUGGAAUCUGAGCAUAAAACAUAUUCAUACUAUUAUAAAUUCAUGAAUAAAUUUCCUUAUUGUGAAGAUACUAUACAAAAGCUUCUUAAUGUUUCUGGAAAUACUUAUAAUAAAUUUUGCUCUGCAAUUGCGGAAAAUUUUAAAUUUAAGGAAAAAGUUAAAAACGAAUUUAUUCAAAAAAUAUGCCCACAAGCUCAUGCAUAUUUAUAUGAUAUAAAUAUUAAUAAAGAAUAUGCAGAAUAUAAAAAAGCAGGAUGUAGAUACUAUAUUUAUUGGUUAUAUGAUUAUCUUAAAAAAAGUAUUUAUACUAGCUAUACAAAAGAGGUUUACGAAAAAAUGAUGAGUGAUUAUCCCUUGCAUAAUGGAAUGCAGAAGUAUUGUUCUGAUUACGAGGAAGAAGUAACAUUUGAACAAUUGGAAGAACUCACAGCUAUAUAUAAAUCCUAUAAAUGUAUUAAAAAAAUAAAUGAACAAGAUGUAUCUGAGAAUCAGAGAAAAUAUUGCAAUGCUUUAAAAAAUAUUAUAGAAGAAAAUCAAAAACAAUCAGUGAAUAAAGUUUGUGAGCAUGCUAAAUUACAAAUAUCAUCCCCUGUAGAAAAUAAUACACAAGAAAUAGCAUGUUCUUGUCGAUCAAAUAUUGUAAAUACUAUUGCAGCUACAAUAAUAGUGACGUUACUAAUAUUGUUUUUUUUGUUAUUUGUGUUUAAGUAUACUUCAUAUGGUUUAUUUUUGCGCCAUAGAAUAAAAAGGAUAAGAAAAAAGCUGGAUAAUAUUUCUAAUAUAUGGAAUAUAUCUAAACGAACCGAAGUACCCAUAAAUAUUCUCAACAGUGGGAUCUAUGAUAUGCUGUACAAUGAAUCCUAA